UUUAUCCAUAUGGCCCUUUCUUGACCAGAUAACAAUGUUUUCCCAUCACAGGCAGCAGCACAUUCGUUGGAUAGUCUUUUUGACCUCUCUGGCGCUCCGUCCUCCGGGAAUUAUGGGACAUCAACUUUGCCCCGCUUACAGUACGGCAGACGUCCGCUGCCAUGACGACGCUGUGGCUCCGGGUCUCGCUUCCCUUCUGCCGACUCCCGGGUGGUCUCUUGUCUACUGCGGACAAGUGGCGCCGGGUUCUAGUGCCAGGCGGAAAGAACAUGCGGACUCUGGGCUUCUCUGAUCUGUCUUUUUCUGACCUCGCAGAUGUGCCCUUCCGAGCUGGGAUCCAUGGCACCAGCCUGUUGUACCCAGACCAUAUUCCCACCUCUCCGCUGCAGAAGGCGCUGCUAGCCGCUGGCUCGGCGGGAAUGGCGCUCUACGACCCCUAUCGCCACGACAUGGUUGCAGUUCUAGGGGAGACCACAGGAUUCUACACCCUGAAGGUCCUCAGAGACCAGAUGAGGAGGGAUCCAGAGGGUACCCAGAUCCUACAGGAGCGUCCCCGGAUCUCACUGGCCACCCUUGACAUGGACAAGCUCCGGAGCCUGCCUGAAGGCUCGUUUGGCCGCGAGUAUCUCCGCUUCCUGGAUGUCAAUAGGGUGUCUCCAGACACCCGAGUACCCACCCGCUUUGUGGAUGAUGAGGAACUGGCAUACGUGAUCCAGCGGUACCGGGAGGUCCAUGACAUGCUCCACACCCUGCUGGGGAUGCCCACCAACAUCCUGGGGGAGAUCGUGGUAAAAUGGUUUGAAGCUGUGCAGACGGGCCUGCCCAUGUGUGUGCUGGGUGCGCUGUUUGGACCUGUCCGCCUCAGUGCUCGGAAAUUGCACGUCCUAGUCUCGGAGCUGAUCCCAUGGGCGGUUCACAAUGGGCACAGGGCCCCAUGUGUCCUCAAUCUGUACUAUGAGCGGCGCUGGGAGCAGCCCCUGGCAGCCCUGAGGAAGGAGCUGGGCAUCACAGCGGUCCCUCCAUGCAUGCAGGGCCUGGCCUAGCCUGGGACGCUGUGCUAACGGACCUGGCCUGCCUCCCUAAGGGCAGAGGGUACUUUGGCAGUACCUUUACUCUUCUCUUGGAACACUGACCUUUGGACACCGUUUAUCAUAAUUAUAACUGCUGUCCUGGGCUUUGAGAGCCAAAGCAGGAGGACGAAGGCACGGCAGCAGGCACCCUGCCCAGGAGCCAAGACUCCUCAGAGAGGCGUGCGUGCACAAGGAAUGGCAGUCUAGGAGCAGCCUGGACUGUCCCAGGCUCAUGGACCCUGUUCGGGAUGCUCCCUGCAGCCAAGGGUUCCCAGGGAUCAGGCUGGGGUCCUCACAGAAGUGAGAGCCAGACCCAGUUCCUGAGAGGGGAGGUGAGCGCUGUCUGAAUAAAGGCUCCCUUCAGGUC
Molecule: messenger RNA, 1437 nt
Organism: Cavia porcellus (domestic guinea pig)
Lineage: Eukaryota; Metazoa; Chordata; Mammalia; Rodentia; Caviidae
Gene: Coq4
Product: coenzyme Q4
Exons: 6
Coding region: 162-1043 (293 amino acids)
Biological process (GO): ubiquinone biosynthetic process
Cellular component (GO): mitochondrial inner membrane; mitochondrion
Source: RefSeq, a predicted model, not a curated record